Molecule: messenger RNA, 2359 nt
Organism: Chaetomium strumarium
Lineage: Eukaryota; Fungi; Ascomycota; Sordariomycetes; Sordariales; Chaetomiaceae
Exons: 5
Coding region: 363-2033 (556 amino acids)
Biological process (GO): inosine biosynthetic process; adenosine catabolic process
Molecular function (GO): adenosine deaminase activity
Source: RefSeq, a predicted model, not a curated record
UGCUGAGGGAAGGAACGACCUCGAAUUGCCAAGCGCUAUGAGAGAAGUGGCUUCAGCGGGUUCUUGGCUCCGGUCAGGGGGCCUCUUCCGCUAAAGAGCCGCUACACCCCGCCAUUCCGCAGCGGCCCGCUCGGGCCAUACACGCCAGACAAUGACCGACGAUCGACUCCCCGAGAUCCGAGUAGUAACCAUGGAAACAUCCAUUGAGGUCGUCAUCUCACAACAUCACUAGCACCCGAACGUAACGUGGUGGAUCAAUCACAGCCGACACAACUACCGGACCUCUCCAUUCCGAGGAAUUUGAAAACAUAACCGACUACAGGAAGCCGAGCACAGGGCAGGAAGGUUACUACGACAACACGAUGGCCCCGCUUACUGAUGAAGAAUGGGCCGACGUUGUCUCCCAUGAGCUCCCGAAGACGUCUGACCCGGUCAUCCAGAAGUUUCUCCAAAGCCGCAACGCUCUGAUUGCCGAAGAACAGAAGCACCGCAGCGACUAUUCCUUCCGCCAGGCCCUGUCACCCAUCUCUAAGAAGGCCUGCGACAUUGUCUCCAGGAUUUGCCGCGAGGAGAGGGGAACAAACAAUGCAACCGUGCCAAGGGCGACUACCAAGUCAUGGCAAAUCAUUCGACGCAUGCCCAAGGGGGCGCUGCUCCGUGCCCAUUGUCACGCUCUUGUCGACAUCGACCACCUCAUCGACGCCACUAUGGGCACUGCAGGCAUGCACAUCUCCUGCACCGACGGACAUCUUGCCACCGAGGCGACCAGGAAAGAAGGGUGUAUCCGCAUCCAAUUCAGGGGCAAGGCGGAUUCGGAAACCUGUUCGCUCUGGACCAACGACUACAAGCCCGGUAGCUUCAUCCCCUUGACCAAAGCGGCAGGCAGUUUUCCUGAAGGGGGCAAGGAGGGAUUCGUCGAGUUCCUCAAAGGCCGGUGCAGGAUUUCUCGACAGGGUCGUGGUUCCGGCGAUAUCUUGGCGGCAUUCUCCAGGUCUUCCGAGCUUAUAGGCGGUAUGCUCUAUUACGAACCCAUAUGGCGAGCAUUCCUCCAGCGUUUAGCGUCAAAUCUGGUCCAAGAUGGCAUCCACUGGGCUGAGUUACGUCUUACCUUCCCAUUAGCUUAUUACCGAGAAGGGUCAGAGAGACCCGACCGAGACUACGACCAUAUGUUCCAUGUCAUCGGGGAGGAAGUGGCAAAGUUUCGGGCAACCGACCUCGGUAAAUCAUUUCAAGGACUACGGAUCAUAUGGUCGGCGAGGCGUGGCCAGGAUCCGCGGUCGAUCAUUGAGGACGCCGACAACUGUAUCGCGACCAAGCUUUUACGGCCGGACUUGGUGGCCGGCUACGACCUUGCUGAUUCGGUGAACUACGAAAGCUCGCCGGUGGACCUUCUUCCGGCGCUCUUCUGGUUCCGCAAGCAGUGUGCUCUCGAGAGGGUGCAGAUCCCCUUUUUCUUCCGCGCAGGUGGAUACCUCGACGAUGACGGCGAUAACGGCAACGGCUCAGACUCGGACAGCAGCCUCUUCGAUGCCCUGCUGCUUGGGGCCAGGCGAAUUGGGAAUGCCCCAUCUCUGUACAGACACCCACGCCUAAUUGAGGCCGUCAAGGACAAGCGCAUCCUGGUGGAGACCUGCCCAACACUCGACGAGAUCCUCGAUCCAACACCAGGCAGCAUCAAGUUCCAUCCUCUUCCAGCUUUGCUGGCGCAGGGCGUGCCUUGCGCCCUGUGCUAUGACCACUCUGAAAUCCUUUCUGAACAUGGGGGUGGCCCGCGGAUGACCAACGUCUUCUGGCAUGUCCUGCAUGCCCGCGACGGCUUGGGUCUGGCGGGAUUAGGUUCACUGGCCGAGAAUAGCGUGCGCUGGGCUACGUUUGAGGAUCAGGAUGCCGAGGCGUGGGUACGCGAUAUUCGGGCAGCAAGCGUGGGGGCAGGAAUCAAGGCAGCUCGAUUACAGAAAUGGGCUGUCGAAUGGGAACGCUUUUGCUUGUGGAUCGUCACGGAGUACGGCGAUGCAUACGGCGCCGAGCAAUGAUGAAGAAACUGGCCCGCUGAGUUGAGGAAUGGUCGGUCGGUCGAUCUCGGCAACCGAAAAGUGGCAUCGAAAGCGCUAAAAGUGGAGCCUGAGCCGUGGUUGACCACCGCCGUUGACUGGCACAUGCCUACUGCACCACACGCAGUAACUACCUGGUACGUGACCUGAUUCUGAUGAGUCGGUACGUGGUGAUCGUUGCAACCACCAGAGCCACGGCGCGGUUAUCUUGUCGGUCUUUCAGGGUUUGUCUUCCUGGUUCUGCAGUCCCAUCUUCCUGCUUGUCGGGUUAACUAGUUGCAUGCAGGUGCAUUGGUGGCGCAAUUCUG